Lucilia cuprina (Australian sheep blowfly) is the source of this 2819-nucleotide messenger RNA. RefSeq names its product protein inturned (gene in). Gene Ontology annotation, cellular component: cilium; cytoplasm. The coding region runs from base 54 to 2675 and encodes 873 amino acids. The transcript has a single exon. NCBI's taxonomy places the organism in Eukaryota, Metazoa, Arthropoda, Insecta, Diptera, Calliphoridae. Gene Ontology annotation, biological process: cilium assembly; vesicle-mediated transport; nervous system development. The record is from RefSeq and is a predicted model, not a curated record.
UUGCACGCACAGUUUAUUUUUUUGCGUAUUCUUGCCACAUAACCAAGGAAAAAAUGCGUCGCUCACAAGAAUAUCAAACUAUUAAAGAAAAUAGCACUUGUAUUAAUGUGGAUGUGGGCAGUGAAAGUUAUUCUUCGGAAAGUGAUUCUGGCAGUGCAGAUGAUUCCUACACAGAUGGCAGUGAUAUGGCUAAUUGGGAAGAGUUUGUAUCCGAAGAUGGCUCUUUGUUCUAUGUGGAGUAUAUGCCCAAAGAUUUGAGUAAAUUGCAAACAGAGGGUAAAGUGGAAUUUAUGAGAAACUCUUUAAGAAUGGCUAAAAAAUCGUCCAGGAGACAACAAUCGGGUCUUAAGGCUACAGAAACAACUGAUGAUAAAAAUAAAAACCUUUUUAUGUUUGCCAAUAUUGCCACAACUGAGGAGGCAAGCAAAUGCUUGGAGUUGGUUAUAACUGCAGCAGACCGUUUUCGUUUUGGUCGAAGAUCAACGGCUGUUGAGUCCAUUUUGGGUUUUCAUGUUGUGCCCUUUGCCGAUCAACCUGAGUGCUUAAUGGUGGAUAGUUUUGUACACGAUAUGCCCGCUUUAUUCCAACAAGGUAAUCUUAAGCCAGUUUCGAGGGGUGACUGGUUUAAAACUUUGGAUGACAUAGAGAUCAGAGCCAGUAACAUUGAUGACUUGCUGUUGCAAUUUGUGGAACCUACUAAGGUUUGUUUGAAAUUUCAAGGACCUCUUAAAAACGAGCAAGAUGCUGAUAAUAACAAUGGUGGUGCCGAGUCCUCCAAUGAGGUAAAGAAAAUAGAAAAUUUUAAGAAAUUUUCGGAAAUGUUUGAAAAGUUGCAACAUCUUUACGAUCAACCACAAACUUCCCAGUCUACUGAGGCAGGCAUGAAUUUUGGUAUGCUAAUUUUGCCACCAGAAUGUUAUCAAAAUGAUGAACAUAAAAAUUCUUUGUAUUUUUAUCCGGAGGAUCCUUUGAACAACUUUCUAUACAAAGCUCGAGGCAGUUUUUUAACUUUGAAUGCAGUACUCACAGAAGAAAUGAAAACCAAACCAUCCGCUUCCAAAUUGGCUUUUGAUAACGUAGAAUAUUUUGUGUAUUACCGCAAUUUGAAUGGUUUCUUGGUUCUCUUCUCUUAUCCCUGUAAAAUGGUCAAUCUUUCUGAGGGUAAUUUAAGAGCCGACGAACUAUUGUCUUAUAUAAAACUAAUGUUUCCAAACAUGAAUCUGGAUAAUUUUAAAAAUCUAGAUUUUAGACAAUUCAUGCUAAAUUUCUGUGAAAUACAAAGAGUACGUCUACUGCUUAAGGUAGAGAAGAAGGGAGUUGUUACACCUUUAGAGGAUGUUUUAAAAGAAUCACGUCAUUUGCCUUUACCCAAAGAGGCUCAACUCCGUAUUUUUGAUGCCUUAAGUGAAAUGGAAGCUAUGGACUAUCGCAAUUGGAAUGAUGAACCCUUACAUACACACAGGGAGUUUUUCAUCUAUGGCAGUGUCCUUUACUAUGAUCAAUUUAUGCUGGCCUCACAAAUGCCUUUGGAUAUGCGUCAUCAUAUCGAGGUAUUUAUGAGAUGUCGUGGCAUAUUUGAUUUCGUUAGCAAACACAGCACUAAGGAAUUGUACGUAUGGGAAGAAAUAUUAUUACCCGAUAAUCAAGGACGUUAUUUUUUGGCCAUUUGUGGUCGUGGCCAUUUGAUUUUGGCGGUAAUUUUAAAAAUAUUCACUACCCCGGACACGGAGGAGAAAGAAAAGGUGGUUCCCUCUUUGUUCUAUAUAGAAGAGAUACAGGAAACUUUGGAUCAUUUAGUACAGUGUGGCAUAGAGUCUUUGGCCAUGUUUUGGUCGCUUUCUAAUAAAAGACCAGAAAUACUAGAAGCCUCUAUAUUGGAAGAGGAGUCUCAAACAAAAGAAGUAAAAAAAACUGAUACGGCCACAUUAAUCAAACAAAAAUUACAUGUAUCCACCAGUCAAACGGGCAAUACAAAGGAAUCACACUCUAAUAGUAACAACUACACACGAAGCGUUUCUUAUGAGGAAGAUAAUCAACCCGGUUCUUCUUUGGGCGGUUCCUCUGUACACAGUCUAACGCCUAGUGAAGAUGACUCAAGUAAAAAACGUCUUAUUACCAGUGCCAACAAUGAGGCUAGCGAUGAUAGUGGGUCGGAUUGGGAAAAUUUCAUGGAGGAGAAUCUAUUACAUUGCAGCGGCACCGAUGUCCAACUGCAGACCCAGGUUACGGAGUCUUUGUGGAAGGAGAUAAGCAAUGUUGAGCCUGUUAAAAUCUCUGCUGGCUGGAAAAACAACAUCUACUAUUAUGUAUAUGUGGAUGGUACUAAUAAUUCUGUAUUUUGUCCCUUAAAAUCAAGUAAAGAAACAUUUCCUUUUACAUCGGAAAUGUACACGGCUUUUCAUACUAUACAUCGGGUGUUGCAAAAGGCUAAGCACUCAAAACGUACUGAUGCCAACCGUCAAACGAAUGGCAAAGAUUUUGUAGCCGUUAAGGAACAUGGUAUGACAAUAAGUGUACGUGAUGCUAAAUCUUCUGAAGGUAAACAGUUUUCUUUUGUGGCUGUGGGACGUUUAUUUCUAUCACCGCCCAAGGAAGUUUACAUAUGUCAUCGUCCCGACAUUCCCCAAAAUAUGGUGGAAAUGGCAUUUAGAUUAUCAUUUUUCUCAUUGGGAUAAAAUUUUGCAUUUAAUUUUUAGUUUUUAACUUUUUGAUAUUUUGCAAUACUUUUUUUAAGCGUUUUUAAAAUGGGUUGGUGGCAGUGUAUUCUAUUAAAGUAAGGAUAUAAUAUUUAUAUAAAAAAUAUACUUUAUUAAAAUAAA